Messenger RNA from Trichomonas vaginalis G3, 161 nucleotides. RefSeq lists its product as uncharacterized. Lineage: Eukaryota; Parabasalia; Trichomonadida; Trichomonadidae. The transcript has a single exon. The record is from RefSeq and is a predicted model, not a curated record. The annotation marks the transcript as partial.
AUCACAGAAUUUCUCAUUAAGCAUAACAUAACUCACUACACUACUGAAGACCAUAACCAUAACAUACUCGGCAUCAUAAACCGCUUCAUAAGGACUCUCAGAGAUUUAAACCAAGAGCGAGACUUUACCGAAGAAACAAUGAAACAUUUUCUCGAAGUAUA